This is a messenger RNA of Megalops cyprinoides (Indo-Pacific tarpon), 766 nucleotides long. Its product is annotated as dual specificity protein phosphatase 19-like. The transcript has 4 exons. The record is from RefSeq and is a predicted model, not a curated record. Gene Ontology annotation, cellular component: cytoplasm. Gene Ontology annotation, molecular function: JUN kinase phosphatase activity. Lineage: Eukaryota; Metazoa; Chordata; Actinopteri; Elopiformes; Megalopidae. Bases 125 to 766 code for a protein of 213 amino acids. Gene Ontology annotation, biological process: protein dephosphorylation; regulation of MAP kinase activity.
AAUGCGGGUGUUCUGCCACACCGCCGAGGAGGUAACAAGAGUAACAACCCGCGCAGGGAAGCCGUUCGCCUGAGGAUCUUACAGUACCUUUCCUGUCGUGGACUGUUCAUUUGCGACACAUGUGAUGCAUUCGCUUGCGCAGGAGAUAAAGGCAUUUUCCAAGACUAACUUGAGAAAGCAGUGCACCCGGGUGACCACAUUAAGUGGCAGGAGGAUCAUAGAAACAUGGAAAGGUUCCACGGUGCACGUAGUCGAAGACACUGUUCCGCCCGGGACUGCCUGUGGUUACGUGCAGGACAACACCUGGGAUCUCCAAGUUGGCCUUAUCCAGCCGCAUCUGCUGCUCGCCUCUCAAGAUGCUGCUCAGGACUUUGGCACGUUGAGGAAAUACAAGGUGUCACAUAUAUUGAAUGUCGCAUACGGUGUAGAAAACACCUUUCCUGAGCUGUUUAUUUAUAAAACAUUGAGUAUCCUGGAUCUUCCGGACACGGUCAUCACCUCAUAUUUCCAGGAGUGUUUCCAGUUCAUAGAGCAAGCCAAAGCAGAGAAAGGAGUUGUGCUGGUCCACUGUAACUCAGGAGUCUCCCGCUCCGCCGCGAUAGUCAUUGGAUACCUGAUGUCCACUGAUGGGCGGGCUUUCGAUGACGCCUUCGCCGCCGUGAAGCUGGCGAGGCCCGCCAUUUGUCCGAACCCUGGCUUUCUGGAACAGUUGAAAAAUUACAAGCCGCAGGCGGACGUUCAGAUCAACGGUGUCACCCACACUUGA